Molecule: messenger RNA, 1885 nt
Organism: Solanum dulcamara
Lineage: Eukaryota; Viridiplantae; Streptophyta; Magnoliopsida; Solanales; Solanaceae
Product: mitochondrial import inner membrane translocase subunit TIM44-2
Exons: 14
Coding region: 156-1649 (497 amino acids)
Biological process (GO): protein import into mitochondrial matrix
Cellular component (GO): mitochondrial inner membrane
Molecular function (GO): protein-folding chaperone binding
Source: RefSeq, a predicted model, not a curated record
AAAAAUCAAACUAGUAAAAAUUGGGGUUUAUCGUGCGGCCCAAACAAGUCCUCUAACAUUAGGGCAGGAACGGAAGAAAGUGUCUAUACAGACCUUCGUUUCCUUCUUCACCCGAAGAAGAAAAUUUGUUCAUUAAAUCAGCAAAAAGGCUCCAAAUGACCAGCAGAAAGAUUGUGCGAGACUUGUUUAUCUCCAAACAACCUGUUUUCCGCCGAAUAUUAGCACCACAACAGGUGGUUUCUGGUAGAGUUGCAACAAAUUUGAGGUUGAUUGGAGCAGACAGGUAUUUGGGUAUUCGUCAUUUCGGUGUAUUCAAUGAGUUCUCCGAGAAGGUUAAAGGCGAAGUAGACAGAAAUCAAGAAUUCAAACAGUCAGUCAAGGUGCUGAAGGAGAAAGCAGAGGAGUUGAAAGGGGUGAAAGAAGAUCUUAAAACAAGAACGAAGCAGACAACUGAGCAGCUUUACAAGCAUGUCGAUGGUGUUUGGACUGAAGCUGAAGCUACAGCAAAAAAGGUUUAUGCCAAUGUGGAGGAAAAAAUAUCUGCUACUAAAGAGGAGGUCAGAGGAAGUUUUCGGAUGGGGAAGGAAGAAACUCCAGGAUCAAGUGGUCAUUCAGAUACCUCUGGUUCAAAUACCAAUGAGAGUAGUGAGUCUGCAUCAGCAAAAACUCAACAGGAGCAGCAGCAGCAGCAAUCUUCUUCCAGUGAUAAUGCAGAAACAGUUUUUAGCAAGGUUAAGUAUGCUGCCUCAUCCUUAUCAUCGAAAGUCUCACCAGCCUUCCAGAAAAUAAAAGAAGCAAAGCCUGUUGACUUAGCCAAGAAGGGAUAUGGCAUCAUAUUGGAUGAAUUGAAAGGUACUCCAGGUAAGAGAAAGCGCCUCGAACAUUCUGCUUCCACACAAGAAACUUCAUCAAACUUUGAGAGGAGCACAAGGACUGAUGUUGCUGUCUUGCCGUCAAAGCAAUCAAAAUGGAAUAAGAAAUGGGAGACAUUCAAGGAAAAAAUGCAAGGUCACCCUGUUUUUAAGCGCUUUACUGGCAUGAGUGAACCUGUUGUAACAAAAAGCCAGGAGAUUGCAGAAGAUAUUCGUGAGAGAUGGGAAACAAGUGAUCAUCCCGUUGUUCAUAAAAUCCAAGAUAUAAAUGAAACUGUGUUUGGAGAAUCAACAGCUGCUUUGUCAUUUAAAGAGAUCCGCCGCAGAGAUCCGUCAUUUUCUUUACCUGAAUUUGUUGCUGAGGUUCAAGAAGUGAUUCGACCAGUUCUUGGAGCAUUCUUCAAAGGAGAUUCAGAGGUGUUGAAGAAAUAUUGCAGCAAAGAGGUAAUUGAGCGAUGUAAAGCAGAGCAUCAAGCUUUUGAUAGCCAGGGUAUCAUUUUUGAUAACAAGAUUUUACAUAUUUCGGACGUCGAAGUACGGGAAACAAAAAUGAUGGGAGACAGUCCCAUUAUCAUUUUGGCGUUCCAGACGCAACAGGUUUACUGCAUACGUGAUAAACUUGGUUCAAUUAAAGAAGGGGGACAGGAUACGAUACACACUGUAUACUAUGCUUGGGCUAUGCAACUAGUAGAAGCAGAAGAACUCGGAGAAGGAGCGAUCCACCCUAUAUGGAGGCUUAAAGAGAUGCAGCAACUUGGUGUUGCAGCCCUUAUCUAAAUCAACUCAUCAUGGGGAGCGGAUAAUGUUGCUGCCCACGGAUAAUGUGUGCAGAAAAAUUUUUGCAAUAAAUUUUUGCCUUUUCCUCCGUUGUAACGGGGGCAUCAUGUAUUCAAAUUAUUGAGAGCAGUUAGGAUAUUUUUUCACUAUUCUUGUGAAUGUACUUGAGCAACCCUAGCACAAUGCACGAAGAUCCAACCAUGAACACUGCAUAAAUAGAAUAUUCAUGUUAGUUA